Messenger RNA from Anopheles aquasalis, 1868 nucleotides. Its product is annotated as cytochrome P450 9c1-like. Lineage: Eukaryota; Metazoa; Arthropoda; Insecta; Diptera; Culicidae. The record is from RefSeq and is a predicted model, not a curated record. Gene Ontology annotation, molecular function: iron ion binding; oxidoreductase activity, acting on paired donors, with incorporation or reduction of molecular oxygen; monooxygenase activity.
UUUCGUGCGUGGAAGAUUGAGUUGAACCGUUUUUUUUACUUGUAUAACAGUGGCCUAUACCGUGAAAAAUGGACCAGACAGAUCUUUACUGGUUCACCUUCAUCCUCGUGAUGUUGGUGGGCUUCUUCACCUACAAACUGCUUACCCGUCAUCUGGCCUACUUUCGUCGGUUGGGCAUCGUGCACGAAAAGCCUCACCUGCUGUACGGUAACCUUAGCGACGUGCUCAGCGGUAAGCUGACGACGGUAGAGAAGAUCCAGGAACUUUCCGAGAAGUUUGCCCAAUCCGACAUUUUCGGAUUCUACAGCUACAUGUCACCGGCGAUCUACGUGCGCGAUCCGACCAUCAUCAAGCGUGUCCUGCGACAGAACGGUGCAGCGCACUUUGAAAGCUAUGGCUACUUUCUCGAUGCCGACAAGGAUCGGUUCCUCGGUAGUCAGCUGCAUCUGGUGAAGAGCACGAAGGAAGCGACCGAUCUGUUGGCGGUUUUGACUCCCGUUCUGAAAACGGCGUCUAAUCUCGACGGGCUCACAGGAACUGUACAGACCUGUUGCCACCAGUUGAUCGAGUACAUCGUCUCCCGAGGUAACGAGCAGCUGGAACUGAAGAGCGUCUUUCGGAAGCACAUCAUGAACGUACACGCUAGCUGUACCUUCGGCAGGCAGCUGAACACGUUCGAUACGGAUGACUUCAGCAACGCGGACAACUUCCUGAGCGUGGCAAACAGUCUGGCUUACGGUACCAACCCGGUACAGACGGUGAAAACGAUGGCUUUCUAUCUACUGCCCGGGCUGAUGCGUUCGGCUGGCGUACAGCUGAUGGAACGGCAGGACAUUGAAAUCCUUCGUAAACAGUUCCAGCAAGCCAUCUCAGCAAACAAUGCGACCACGAUUGCUCGGUUGCUAAGCGAUAGGAACGCGAAAGCAGACAAUCAACUUAGUGACGAGCAGCUUACCGCCCAGUGUGUGACCUUUUUCACGAAAGGCUUCGAAUCGGCCGUAACAUUACUUUCCUUCGCGCUGUACGAGCUGGCGCGAGACGACCCGAUCCAGUCUGCGUUACAGCAAGAGCUGGAACGUGUACCGGCAAAGGCGGGAUACGAUUCGCUUCGUUCACUGCCAUUGCUCGAUGCAGUUGUCCAGGAAACGCUUCGAAAGUGGCCACCCACUCCGUUGCUGGUGCGUGAAUGUACCAAACCGUACCUGGUAGCGGCUUCGGCUAAUGGUGAACGACCUGCCAUACCGCUGAGGGUCGGUGAUAAGCUAUAUGUUUCCGUGUGGUCACUGCACCGCAAUGCUGACCAUUUUCCCGAUCCAGAGCGCUUCGAUCCUGAGCGGUUUAUGGAGGGAAGCGGUGAAACCGCGACACUGAAGGUAGCGAACAGCGAACAACUGUACAUUCCAUUCGGUAUUGGAAGGGGCUGUGUUGGGCAAGAGUUUGUGAGGAUGGUGGUGAAGAUGACGCUGGUGGCGUUACUGGUACGAUUCAAGGUCACUCCCGGCGAUCGGACAGAGGAACCGCUCAAGUUGAUCGAAUCACCCGACUCGCUGGAGGCGCGUGAUGGCCUGUGGAUCAAUUUCAACGAGCGAAAGCGUCUCGCCAAGUAAAGUAGCGCGUUUGCGAUGCGAUGCCAAUAGUAUUAGAAACUUAUUCUUUGGUAGAUUACCUAGAUAAUUAAUAGAAAAACGACGAAACAAAUUUCCCUUUAUCAAGAGUAAAGAAUAGUGGCGUUAAAGAAGACUGAAGCAUAAAGAGUUAACUUUCGCCCCAAAGAUUCCGGUCCCACGAAACGGCGAAACGACAUUGCACAUGCGAUCUGCAGCCUUAGGUAAUAAAUCGAAGUCAAGCUCGUAAGGUAAAUUGAUUAU